CUUGCUCAAUAUCAGCUGUUUGUUCCCCCUGCGGAGUGUAAUUGAGAAGAAAACAGGUUAUUUUGACGGGUUCUGAAUCUGAAAGGAUUCGCUGCAGCGAGAAGAGGUGGAGAUCGAUGCCGGGACCAUCGUGGUCUUUCCCACGAGGUCAAAGGUCGGAGCCAGCAACCGAAUCCCUCAUUCUCCUUCGUCACCUCGGUGGGUCGAUAUAUUGAUGAGGGGACUGAAUGAGGACGAUGGACAUUUUACUGCUGCUCGACUUCUAAAGCAACUCUUCGGUCUCUCAAAUUAAAACGCAUAUUCAAUUCUUCAGAUGUCAAUUAAAAUAUGUGUUCAAACGUGUCAGAAAGAAACAAUGACAUCACAAUACUUCCGCCCUGAUACGGUCAUACGGUACGGCAUCACCACACUAUGAUGUCACCGUACGCACACAGUACUUUUGUGCUUUUAGUGUUGUGUCAUGUGGUCCUGCACAUCUGUCCCCAUCUGGACACACACGUGGGAGGACCUGCAUUGGGAUUGUAUAGAUGUCACGAUGUCUCCAGCUCAGGAGUUUCUGUCCCCUGGUUCUUCUCCUUCUCCUCAUUUCCAGACCCAGAUUCUGGGACCGUGAACGCUUGUAGUUGUGCACAUUUUGGGACGCACAAAUUGUGAUAUAAGGGGACUGUUCUUGUAUAAACUCCCCCCCAAAAGUUAGAUAUGUCUCGCUAAAAUGAGCAGGACACAUGUCCUUUAAAUAGACUUUGUUAUUUCUUUCACUCCACGAAGCCUCUACUGACUUUCCUCAGUUCCCAUAUUCUUUAUCCGGCUAAAAUAUUAGAUUGUAAACUGAAAUAAGUUAAGUGAAUAAAAUAUUGGGUUGGAACCCAGAAGUAAAGGCAUCUUCAUUAGACAGAAGUAUUCUUCCUCAACUCCUCCUCAUCUUCACCGCUCUUCUUCUCCUCCAGGCAGGUUUUUCGGACUGUUGCGCAUCAAGUCGCUCAGAAUGAGAACUGAUUCUUUCGCUACGAAAUAAAAGCACAAAAGGAGGAAAAUAUGGAAAGAUGCAGCCACUAAAUAUGCAACGUGUAAAAGGAGAGCGUUGUGUCUCCAGAAGGACGCCUGCGUAAAUAGUUCUAAAUGUGUAUUCAUACGAUCAAACACAGAUAUCUUUCUAAAGUGUAAUUAACAAACAAAAGUUAAUUUGAUUAUUUCCAAAGUUUAUUUUGUUUUGUUCGCUGUGGCUAAAAUAUCAGGAUCUUCCCCGUUAGCCUCGUAUGGUCUAUAAGCCUUCCAUAUGUAAGAGAACACAGAUUAAUUCAUUGAUUUAAUCCUUAAAUCCACGUCGUCGGUCUUGUGGUAACGCGGGCUUUCAUUUUGAUGGGGCUGAACCGGAUGUCUCGCCCGUUGCGCUCCGGCGGGGGCGACACAUUUCUCCACACAGCUGAGUCUCCUCUCCACCACCACAUAAAAAAAAAAGAAGGGAAAAGCUCGCUCGCAGUCAAAAAAAACAAUGAGGGGCGCAGGACGCGCGACUCGCUCCAAGCCUCUCCAGCGGCGGCGCACGGUCCGCAGCGCGCGCGCACGCGCUCCGACCGCCGGGUGAAGGACCGCGGGAAUAAAGCUCGACCGUCCGCGGAGUUUGUUGUUGUUGUUGAUGUUGUUGUUUGCCCGUAGUUGCGAGGAGUAACCAUGCCUUUCUGCAAACGGACGAUACUUCCGAAAGACGUGUGCAAGCGCGACGCGCCCCUGCGGCCGCGGGCGCGUCCGCCCGCGCGCUCGCGGCAGCGGGCGGAGAUCUUCGGGGACUUGGCGGACGUGUGCGGCUUCGGCCUGUGCUCGGUGCUCCGGCAGCUCUCGGAUCUGUCCCGGGUGUCGGUGAGCAUCCUGGAGGAGCUGGAGGGGGAGCUGGUGUCCGUCUGCCGCCGGUCCGGCGCGCUGGAGGGCCGAGCGGCGCGGCUGCAGAGGCACGUCGCGCAGCUGCUCAGCAAGCCUCCGCCGAGAACGAAUUCUCUGGAAGCCACAUUCUUCCUUCUGAGGCCCGAAUGGUUUUAAAAGCUCAACCAAGGACGUCACGGCAGGUGUUUUCUCUCAGCGGGGUCGAAGGCAACGCACCUGCUGUGACAUCAGCAAGUUCGGGGCGUCGGCUUCCCCGUUAAGAGGCGCCAACGUUGUCUGCUCUCAUCGGAGUCAUGAGGAGCAAAGUCCCAUUUCUCCCAUUUUACCUGAAUGCUGCACAGGAUGAAACACUCUCUCUGGUUUGAGGGGGAAGAAAUCAAGCGCUCCCACGGCACUAUGUGAGGAAUGCUUCACUCUUAACUUUCCCCUCCAAAUGCUGUAAUGAAAAUCAAAUGGUUGAGUGAGAAAGAGCCUCUCCCUCCCCCUCUCCCCCUCUCUCUCCCCCUCUCUCGUUCCCACGGCUGGACAUCGGCUUCGUGACUCAAAAUCCCUGUUUUUUUUGGGCCCCUCUGAAAUUCCCCUUCUGUUCGUUGCUUGAUUCUUCUGCUUCGCUCCUCUUUUUCCUCCGACGCCGACAUGCAGCAGGAAGAAAGGAAGAAAGGAAGAAAGGAACUCCUCCAGAAGACGCCUGGUGUUUGGAGAUGCGCUCAGUCCUCCUCCUCCCCCCCCGUCCUCCCCCUCCACCGCUCUUCUUCCUAGCGGCGGUGAUUCACGGGUCCGCUCCUUUUUAAAAAGUUGACUUUAAUACUGCGAGCUGCCAAAUGGCCAGAAGAGCAACUCGCCCGGCGAGGGAGACACUGUGAAUGCUGCCAGGCGUCAGCGAAAGAAGCCGAGUAGAAAUCUUCUCACGUCUUCCGUGACCUUGUGCCCUUUGCUGGGCGGUGAAGUGCAAAGUAUUAUUAUUUUAUUAUUAUUUUACAGUCCACCCGGAUGAACCUCAAACAUCUGCAUAACUUUAAUGGACAAAAUCUUGAGUUGUCCUUUUUCGUUCACAUACAUUUUUGUUUAAGCUGUUUACCACCAUUGAUGCUGACUGACACACACACACACACACACACACACACACACACACACACACACACACACACACACACCCUCCCCCCUCAGAGGAGCGUUUAAACACGGCACAGAGAAUCGGGGAAAGUGCAGAAGAAGAGAUGAAAGAUAUUUCUUGGAGGAAGAGGAAGGGUGAAGAUUGACAGAAGUGGAGGGAUUACAGGCGAGC
Gasterosteus aculeatus aculeatus (three-spined stickleback) is the source of this 3163-nucleotide messenger RNA. Lineage: Eukaryota; Metazoa; Chordata; Actinopteri; Perciformes; Gasterosteidae. The record is from RefSeq and is a predicted model, not a curated record.